Molecule: messenger RNA, 1011 nt
Organism: Neltuma alba
Lineage: Eukaryota; Viridiplantae; Streptophyta; Magnoliopsida; Fabales; Fabaceae
Product: protein RESISTANCE TO PHYTOPHTHORA 1, chloroplastic-like
Exons: 4
Coding region: 104-811 (235 amino acids)
Biological process (GO): defense response
Cellular component (GO): chloroplast
Source: RefSeq, a predicted model, not a curated record
CCAGCUCGGUUCUCCGCCUCACAAUUCCUUAUCCCUCUCAUCUCAAUUCUUCCGAGUUCCAGUUUCCGAUGGAAAGCUGAAGGCCCAGGGGAUUUCGGACAAAAUGAGCUUGUCAAUCUCAACGCCUCCUGGCAGCUGUCAUGCCUCGGGUCUCCAUGUGGCUUCUCCGGUUCUUGCGAACAUAAAGUUGUCGGGGUUCCAUUCCAUCCCUGCACUCGACAGAACCAACUUGUCACGCUCUGUAGUACGCUACAAGGUAUCUCCCCGGGCAACUUCGGAUGAAACAAACACACAAGCGGUUGGUGAGCAGCUGUCGGAAGAGCUAAAAGCGGAAUCCACCGUGGAAAGCACGGUCUCCAGUCGACCCGCCUCUUCUGCUUCUAUCGACAAGGAUAUUAAAAAGGUUGUUCAAAAGACUGCCUCAACUUUUGCACCAAGGGCUUCCACGGCCUCAAAGAAUCCUGCCGUCCCUGGAACUGCCUUGUAUACUGUUUUUGAGGUUCAAGGGUAUGCCUCAAUGUUGUUAGGUGGAGCUUUGUCCUUUAACCUCUUAUUCCCAUCAAAUGAACCAGAUAUCUGGAGGUUAAUGGGAAUGUGGUCUAUUUGGAUGUUUACAAUCCCUUCACUAAGAGCUCGAGACUGUUCAAAAAAUGAGAAAGAAGCGCUGAACUAUCUGUUUCUUCUAAUCCCAUUGCUCAAUGUUGCAAUCCCAUUCUUUUGGAAGUCCUUUGCCGUUGUUUGGACUGCAGACACGAUAGCUUUCUUUGGAAUGUAUGCGUGGAAGUUUGGAUGGCUGCAGAGAACGGAUUAGGGAAAUCAACGUGGUGGCUACCAUUCAGACCUCAGAUAUUUUGCGUAGCAACUUUCUCUUGAAUCACAUUUGUAUACUACUCGCAGUGAUGAUGAAUUCAUAAUAUCGUCUCCUAGGAAAGCAAGAUCUCGUAAACGUGAUACCUGUCAAAUGACAGAAUGAUAUAGCCUUUAAUAAUUUUGACAUUCUACAGUUCGCCA